This is a messenger RNA of Cryptomeria japonica (Japanese cedar), 1523 nucleotides long. RefSeq names its product protein EMBRYO DEFECTIVE 514. Gene Ontology annotation, biological process: chloroplast organization; chloroplast rRNA processing. Gene Ontology annotation, cellular component: chloroplast. The coding region runs from base 205 to 1110 and encodes 301 amino acids. The record is from RefSeq and is a predicted model, not a curated record. Lineage: Eukaryota; Viridiplantae; Streptophyta; Pinopsida; Cupressales; Cupressaceae. The transcript has 3 exons.
AAAAAAUAUGGGCGAGGAAAAAUGAUGGAAAGCAAUCCAAUGGCCGUAAACGGUGCAAUUGUCUUGCAGGCUAUUCCGUGAACCUGAUCCGUCGAUUUUGAAAAUCAGUUAAUGCAUUUCAAAUAAAGAGACGCCUUCGGGAUCGAGUUGGGCUUGAACUGAUUUGUUUUAGACUAGUAAAAACAACAAACCCCAAAAACAUCCAUGGCGGAGGAAGGAACUGAUAACGCUGUCAUUGCUUCUGAAAAUUGCGAAGACACUGCAGAGAAGAGCAGUGUCGGGGAGGAGGCAGCUACCCGGGACAGUACGACGGAUGUUUCCAUGGAUUUAGAAACUCCUGAAAAUGCAAGCAAGAGACCGAGGGAGGAAGACCCACAAGAAGAUAAUGAUAAUGGAGAUGGCCCUUCUAAGAAACAGAAGACAGAGGAGCCUGAUGGGUCUCAGCAAGAUGGUGCAGAGAAGUCUGUGGAGGAGGCCAGGCUCGAUGUCACAGAUGCCCAAGAAGGAGACGGAGGGAAGGAUGGCGAGUCCUGUAAGGCAGAAGGAAAAGAGGAGGAAGUGGAGGGUGAUGAACAAAUUGAAGGUGACGGUGGCAAGGUUAAGGAGGAGAAAGUGGGUCCUGUGAAACUCGGCCCCAAAGUCUUUGACACCUCCAAGGAGAUGUUUGAUUAUUUCUACAAGUUUCUGCAUUAUUGGCCACUCAAUCUCAAUGUCAAUAAGUAUGAACAUAUGGCAUUACAGGAGUUGCUUAUUCAAGGUCACCACGAAUCAGAUAAGAAAGUUGGUCCUGGCAUUGAAGCAUUUCAGAUUCGAGUCCAUCCAGAGUUUCAGAGUAGAUGUUUUGUCUUGAUAAGGAAGGAUGACACCAUAGAUGACUUCAGUUAUCGCAAAUGCGUAGAUAGCCUACUCCCACUGCCAGAGAACAUGAAAACAUCUGGAAAGAAUCUUGGGUCAUUUGAUCAAAAGAACAGUAAUAAAUCAAAACAAGGCCGAGGUGGCUGGGGUGGUGGAAGAGGUGGAGGCGGUCGAGGUGGCAGGCAUGGUGGUAAUCAUGGCAGGCAUGGUGGUCGCGGAAGGGGUCGUGUACAUGGAACUGCAGGUACCUGUUAAUACGCACAGUACAUAGAACUGUAGAUCCACAUUCAUUCUUGGACUGUAUCUGCAUCAUUUUUGCUCAAAUAAUCUGUUGAGGAGACUGUUUGAAAAGGAAUGGCAAUUUGUAACCUACUUCUUUGUAUGAAGAUGGAUCUGUAUUAUUUCUGAGUACUUACUAUGCUUAAUGCAUAUGACUAUGAGUAAGGUGCAUCUAUUUAAAUGACCAAAUGCUUUAUGUAUAUGAGUAUGGUGCAUAUUUUCAAAUGAUGUUACUUCUUGUAAAGCAUCGUGAUCUUACUGAUGUGUCUAGUGGCUGUUAUAUAUUAUCUUUAUCGAAGGUCUCUAGACAAUGAGAUUGAGAUGACAUGGCUAAUGUAAUAGGAUUUAUUGACAAUACAAAUUCUAAUUUAAAACAUACAUAAAGGGGU